Messenger RNA from Aspergillus clavatus NRRL 1, 2421 nucleotides. Its product is annotated as putative phosphoketolase. The record is from RefSeq and is a predicted model, not a curated record. Gene Ontology annotation, biological process: carbohydrate metabolic process. Gene Ontology annotation, molecular function: aldehyde-lyase activity. Lineage: Eukaryota; Fungi; Ascomycota; Eurotiomycetes; Eurotiales; Aspergillaceae. The transcript has 8 exons. The coding region runs from base 1 to 2421 and encodes 806 amino acids.
AUGCCUGGGGAAGUCAUUGACAGACCAAACCCGCAGGCGCUGCCUUCCCAUAUUCCCGAUGUGGUUGAACAGUUGCAGGUGAAGCUGGAUUUGACGAGUUUAGAGCAACCGGCCUGCGAUGCCUUGUUCAAAUUCCGUCGAGCUGCUUCAUACAUCGCUGCAGCAAUGAUCUUUCUGCAAGAUAAUGUGCUACUGAAAAGAAGCUUGACGCAUGACGACAUAAAGCCUAGAUUGCUUGGUCAUUGGGGAACAUGUCCCGGCCUGAUAUUGGUAUACUCUCACCUGAAUUACCUCAUUACAAAGCGCAAUCUCAAUAUGCUGUAUGUCGUGGGACCAGGACAUGGUGCACCAGCCAUCCUAGCCUCUCUCUGGCUGGAGGGCUCGUUGGAGAAGUUCUACCCAGAGUAUUCGCGAAAUGCGGAGGGCCUCGCCAAUCUCAUCUCGACUUUCAGUACAACAGCCGGGCUGCCUAGCCAUAUCAAUGCGGAAACACCAGGUGCUAUCCACGAAGGAGGGGAACUGGGAUACGCACUUGCUGUAUCAUUUGGUGCAGUUAUGGACAACCCCAAUCUGAUCGUUCCAUGCAUUGUGGGCGAUGGAGAAGCAGAAACUGGCCCAACAGCAGCAUCUUGGCACGGCAUCAAAUAUAUCGAUCCUGCAGAGUCAGGCGCUGUGCUGCCAAUCCUGCACCUGAACGGAUUCAAGAUCAGCGAGCGCACGAUCUUUGGCUGCAUGGACGACAAGGAGCUGACCUCGCUUUUCACUGGGUAUGGGUACCAGGUCCGGAUUGUGCAGGAUUUGAAUGACAUCGACACCGAUCUCCAUCGAUCUAUGACCUGGGCUUUGGAAGAAAUCCACAAGAUUCAGCAAGCAGCGCGAUCCGGAAAGCCCAUUAUGAAGCCAAGAUGGCCAAUGCUGAUUUUGCGCACACCAAAGGGAUGGUCAGGCCCAAAGGAAAUUCAUGGCCAGUUCAUUGAGGGCUCAUUCCAUUCACAUCAAGUCCCCCUGCCCAACGCAAAGAAGGACAAGGAAGAGCUGCAGGCCCUCGAGAAAUGGCUUUCCUCGUAUGGGCCCAGAGAACUUUUCACUGAGAAUGGAGAUGUUAUAGAUGAGAUUAAAUCCAUCAUCCCUACGGAUGAUGCGAUGAAGCUUGGUCAGCGUGUGGAGGCAUACAAGGCUUAUCUGCCACCAAAGCUCCCGGACUGGAGGAAGUUCGCCGUGGAUAAAGGUAGCCAACAGAGCCCGAUGAAAACGACCGGAAAGCUUAUCGACGAGGUCUUCCAACUCAACCCUCACACUGUUCGAUUGUUUUCACCGGAUGAAUUGGAGAGCAACAAACUGAGCGCCGCUCUGGAUCACACUGGGAGAAAUUUCCAGUGGGAUCAGUUCUCUAGCGCGAAAGGUGGCCGGGUCAUCGAAGUCCUGAGCGAACAUAUGUGCCAGGGUUUUAUCCAGGGUUACACGUUGACCGGACGCACGGGUAUCUUCCCAUCGUAUGAGAGCUUCUUGGGAAUCGUUCAUACCAUGAUGGUGCAGUACUCCAAAUUCAUCAAAAUGGCUCAAGAGACCACAUGGCACCGUAGCAUAGCCAGCAUCAAUUAUAUUGAGACAAGCACGUGGACACGGCAGGAGCAUAAUGGAUUUUCACACCAGAAUCCAUCUUUCAUCGGGGCAGUACUCAAAUUGAAGCCCACGGCUGCUCGGGUUUAUCUGCCGCCGGAUGCUAACACUUUCUUAAUCACUCUCCAUCACUGCUUGAAGUCGACGAACUACAUCAAUCUCAUGGUUAGUUCGAAGCAGCCCACUCCGGUGUAUUUGACCCCAGAAGAGGCAGAGAGCCACUGCAGAGCAGGUGCAUCUGUCUGGAAAUUCUGCAGCACCGACGAUGGUCUGGACCCAGACGUAGUAUUGGUUGGAAUCGGCGUCGAGGUGAUGUUUGAAGUCAUUGCUGCUGCCGCCAUUCUGCGCAAACGUUGCCCCGAGCUUCGCGUACGGGUGGUUAACGUCACCGAUUUGAUGAUCUUGGAGAACGAAGGCGCACACCCGCAUGCGCUCACCACCGACGCGUUUGAUAGCCUGUUUACAUCUGACAGACCCAUCCAUUUCAACUACCACGGAUAUCCGACUGAGUUGCAGGGCUUGCUGUUCGGACGGCCACGUCUGGAGCGCGCUACCAUCGGCGGAUACAUGGAGGAGGGAAGCACCACGACACCAUUUGAUAUGAUGCUUGUCAACCGCGUUUCACGCUUCCAUGUAGCACAAGCGGCCAUUUGUGGGGCGUCAAAGAGAAAUGAAAGAGUUCAGAUCCGACAACAGGAGCUGUACACGGAGUUGGACCACAAUAUGGUAGAGACCAAGAAGUACAUCCUCAAAAACCGAAAGGAUCCCGAUGAUAUGUACGAUAUGCCGAAAUUCGAAUAA